This is a messenger RNA of Bombina bombina (fire-bellied toad), 3734 nucleotides long. RefSeq names its product toll-like receptor 2. Gene Ontology annotation, biological process: toll-like receptor signaling pathway; immune response; inflammatory response. The record is from RefSeq and is a predicted model, not a curated record. Gene Ontology annotation, cellular component: membrane. Gene Ontology annotation, molecular function: transmembrane signaling receptor activity. The transcript is spliced from 2 exons. Lineage: Eukaryota; Metazoa; Chordata; Amphibia; Anura; Bombinatoridae. Bases 264 to 1463 code for a protein of 399 amino acids.
UUUUCUGCACAGCACAGACUUUUCUGUAGUUAGCAGGUCGUUAAAUCUUUGCUAUUUGCAGUUUUUUUCUGGAUUUAAAACACAAUAGGAGAAGAUAUUUAUAUACCGUAAUUGCUGACCUACAACAGAAACUUAAAUCACCAACAGAAAAAAGGAAAUCUAUAAGUUUCAUGUUCCAUUAAAGGUCAGACUACGUAUUCAAAUGAACACUGAAGACACAACUUUGUGCUGUCUUUAAAUUCAAUAUUUUGGAGGCUGUUAACAUGAAAGCCAUGGCAAACUCUCCAAUCCCUCUGGAACCCCCAAUCCCUGCUUUGUUGAAGGAUGACAAGUACCAUUUGUUUAUUAGCUACAGCAGUGGAGAUUCUAUCUGGGUCUACGGUCUUAUUCGUAAAUUAGAAGAUACCUUCCCUAUCCUGAAGAUCUGUUAUCACGAAAGGGACUUUCUCCCAGGGAAGACCAUCAUAGACAAUAUGGUUGAGAGCAUACAAAGCAGCCAAAAAAUCCUGAUGGUUUUGAGUCCAGAUUUUGUACGCAGUCGCUGGUGCCUCUUUGAAGCUAAUCUCUCCUUCUUCCGAGAUUGUAUGGGACACAAAGCCAUCAUUCCCAUCAUGCUCAGGCCAUGCCCAAUGCCCCUUCAUCUCAGUCACUUGACUUACCUGGAGGCAGAAGAUGAACAGUUCUUUGACAAACUGUGCCAGGUCGCUUUGACUGCUAAUGAUCAAAUGAUUCAUUGUAGCUUGGUUCAUUAUCAGUCGCCUUUGUUGUACAGUGGAAAGGCAAUUCUCACUCUCAAUCUUGUCAAUGAAGACAGAGAACCUUGGCAGCUUGCAGUUUUCUCCAAUUCUGUCCCUGACUCACUGAGAGCAUUUGUGGAUGACGAUGACCUCUAUAAGGAAGCUGUUGAUAUAGUUAACAGUGCAACAAUUUCCUUUUCUUGCCUACGAUUUAUGGCCUGUAAAGUGUUUCUUUGUAUUAUCUUAAUUUUAAUAACAUGUUUUUGUAUCCUUUUUUUUCUUUCAGGUAUUAUGGAUAGUCCAUUAUUAACAGGAGAAGCAAUGGUAUUCUUACUUUCACCAGUUGCUCUGACUGUAGUGAUCUUAAUGCCAAUUUUAUUCAUUAAAGUUGUAUGCUGGAAUAAAGUUAAUGUUAGGAAAAUUACAAAGCAGAUGGUCCUGAAGACAGGAGAGGCAAACCUCAUCUUGAUGAAGACCUCUCUCUUGGCUGGGUACUCUGUCACAGCUCAGUUGUUCUUUGUCUAUGUCUCCUUACAGAAAUGCAGAGAGACAUUUGAGAUCACCUUUGGCAGUGACAGUGUCUUGGCUACAAAGAUGUGGAGAAAAGCCAUUGUUAAUUACUCUUCUGAUUACACCUGUUGUUUGGCCAAGAAACAUUUUCCUUUAAAUUGUGUUGACUCCCCUGGACACCAGGAAGGGUGUGUAUGCUUCUGUCAGUAUUUUUGAGCAAAAAGAGGCUGCUUCUUGGGUGGUAACUAGCCAUAGAGCAAGCUAUUAUGCUAUUGUUCGUUCCCAGGUUGAGCGCUUCUCUCUUUUUAUUUAUGCAAAUUAUGACAUUUUGGGAAGUCUCCCUAAGUGUGAUGCGGGAAUCCAGACGUGGACCCGUUGCUCAGUGUGCCUAGAGGGAUAUGGCUGCACCUCACUGACGAGGCCCACAAUAGGCCGAAACGUACGUCUGGGGUUUUGCUGUUUCUCUCGUUCAGAGAGGGAUUGCCUGGUAUUUCGGGGCUGGACUGUACUGUGAAGUCAGGAUCAGACUGAUAUGCUUCAGGAAAGUUCUUCUCUGUGAAAGGCACAUUUUGAGCAAAAAGAGGCUGCUUCUUGGGUGGUAACUAGCCAUAGAGCAAGCUAUUAUGCUAUUGUUCGUUCCCAGGUUGAGCGCUUCUCUCUUUUUAUUUAUGCUUCUGUCAGUAUGUAGCCACACAGUUAAAAUCAGGGUAUUGACCCAUAGUAAAUGUAUAUAUGAGAUAUGAGCAAAUUAAGUGUUAUAAUUGGUAUGGAUGCAUUAUAUUUACUGUUUAAUUUAAGAAAAACAAUUCAUUGGAAAGUAAAAACAAUUAUCUAUUGUUUAAAUAGAAGUACUUAUUUUAAUAUAAAAAAGACAAAAGGGACACACUCUUUUAGAAUAAUGUACUGUGAGCUUAUUAAACGUGACAAACUAGCCUUAAUAGGUCAGUAUUUCUAGUCUAAUCAUCAGACCCUGCAGGAGUGUUACAGGUUGGGACGGCAGACCAAAGUCCUACCUGCAGUUUCUAAGGGCAAAUAUUUUUAGGAACUAACCCAGCUCCUCCCAGGACACACCCCAACUCUCACCAGCCCCACCCAUAAAAAACAACUGGGCCACCCCCACAAGUCCCCUGACCUUUCUAUUCCAGAAGGCUUCCAAGAAAUGUUGGGAGGCAUCUAUAUGAAUUUAUUAUGGCCUAUUGGAGCUUUAUCUGUGAUUUGCAGCUGAUGUCCUUAAACAUUUGUUUGCCACAAAAAACACCAUCCACACAAUCCCUUUAAAAUUUUACAUGUAAUGUUAGGAUUUAAAAAUGUCUCCUUCACAAAAAAAAAUGCACAACGCCAAUCUAAAAGAAUACAAUCCAAUUCUUACCCUAUAUCCUACAACUGAUUCACAAGACUGUAUAACAUAUCUUGUAUCAAUAAAAGAAAAAGAAAAAAAUAUUUUAAGACCAUUUUUUCUAUAUUCCCUAAUCAUUCUAAAAGAAGCACAAGGAUUUAAUGGAACACAUUCUGGCACAUACAAAGCUCAUAGUUUCCACAUCAGGAUCACCACAGAACUCUUAAACAACCAAAUUCUAAGGGAUCUUUUGAGAAUUUCCCUCUACUUAGUUCUAAUGUUUAUAUCUGCAAUAGUCAAAGGUAAUACCUCAGACAAUUUAGGCAGCUUUAAUUGAAAUUUAGCGCUAUUUAAAUGAUAUGUGACAGUGACAUACCAGCUUUGCAUGGGGGUCCAGUGAGGGGGAUUUUGCUCUUAUAGCUAAGAAUAAGCACCUUUUUAUGUAAAUAAGCCACCAUUUUUAAAAUUGUGUAUAUCCCACAUGCACAACAAACAACAAUUUGAUGCAGUACAUUAUGAUUAUUACUAUGUUGUUCAAGGCAUUUCAUUCCACCCCCUAAAACAGUUCUGCAUAUAUAUUUUCUCUAUUAUCUACAUUAACUUAGUAUACACGUACUUACAAUUAUAGAAUUGUUAUUGAACUUUUCCCUAAAAUGUAAUACAUAUAUUAAAAAAUUAAACUAGAGAGAGAGAAAGUCAUCUUUUGAAAAAGCUAAAAAAAACAUUUACUCUUGGGGGUUGAUUUAACAAGGGCCGAAUGACCCUUGUUCCCUUUGUUUCCGCGCAAGCCUUCAUGCUCGCCGGAAACAGCAGUUUAGAAGCAGCAGUCUUAAGACCGCUGCUCCUUAACUGGAUCCUCCGCCUCUUAACCGUGUUCAGCAAUCAACCUGAUCGAAUACGAUCGGGUUGAUUGACACCCACUGUGCAAUGCUGAAUGUCGAGAGUGUAUGCUGUACACAUUCAGCGUUGUCUGGCGGACAUGAUACGCUACUGCGUAUCAUGUCCGCCAGACAUUAAUAAAUUGGCCUCUUGCUUUAUUUUAUUUUGGCAUUGUCACUGUCUCUUGUCUGUAAUGUACCCCUUUAUUGUGAUGUGUAUUUUGCUGUUGCUUAAUAAAUAACAGAUAAUAAUAAAACUAAUCUCUAACUCAC